AUGCUCCCAGUCGAACUGCUCCUCCAGAUCUUCGAACAACUCCACGAUGACCGGCCAACACUGCUGAAUCUUCUCCUCGUCUCGCAUCAUUUCUCCCAGUUGUCCGAGUCGAUUUUGUACGCCGACGUCACCUUGAAGCCCGCCCGCCUCUCCAGCUAUUCUGGAUCAAGACGUACAAUACUCGCUUGCUUUGCGGAGUCGCUCAGCGGCCCGCCGUCUUCUGAGUCUCUGAGGCCUCACCGGACCCGCCGGCGCUCUGCGGUCAAGCGCCUCUUCAUCGAUGGCUCCGACAUCCCAUGCAUUCCGCACACCGAAUACGCACAGCUCGACCUCAUCCUGACCAAGCUACCCCAUCUCCAGUCAUUCCACUUCACCCAUCUCGGGAGCGCCGUCAGGUGGUCGCCUUUCGCGUCCUCCAGAAUCACUGUUGCCCCGCCUUUCCAGCUGACGCGUCUCAUCUUCAACGGCGCCAUGCACCCUUCGCACGCCUCGAAGAUGGUACACGGCUUCCUUGCAUCGCAAACCAAGCUCGAACACCUGGAAAUCGGGAGCGUCAUUGAGGAAGCCCUCGGGAGCACCGAUAGUGAUAGUGAUGGUGCCGUCGCCGCGGUCCACCCGACGCUAGUAGCCUCUUCUUCCCUGCGUAUCUUGGAGACGUCGGCGCUCGAUUUCUUCCUUGAUGCCGGGAAGACCCCCAACCUCACCCACCUCAAGCUCUCCUCGAGCACCGCUUUACGCCUGGACACACUCACACUCAUCGACUCCCCACCCCCAGGUCCCCUCUCAAACCUCCGCGUCCUCUCGACAUCGCGGACGCCGCAUCUCUCUUCAACGGCAUCUGCAGGCUCCCCUUCCGCUAUGGCCACUACCCCCCUCCCGAAUUUAGAGUACUGGGAGCUCCGCUCAGAAUGGGUCGACCUCGGUGCCUUCCUCCAAGAUCCUUGCGUUCGUCGGUUCCUUGUGUCCCUCCCUCGACUCAGAGGGAUUCGGUUUUCCGCGGACGUAGCAGUGCAUUCGAGGGAGGGUGUUGCACAGACGUUCGAGAGUGUAUUGGGGCUAGAGUUUAUUGAGGUGAGGGUGAGGAGGAAGGGAGGGUUGUUCGAACGGUAUUACCGGGGCGAAGAGAAGCCCAGAUUAGUGCAACGGCGAUGUGAAGAAGAAAUCGAGUGGUGCCAGACAUGGGAACACGAUGCCUCCGCAUCAUAG
Molecule: messenger RNA, 1206 nt
Organism: Pleurotus ostreatus (oyster mushroom)
Lineage: Eukaryota; Fungi; Basidiomycota; Agaricomycetes; Agaricales; Pleurotaceae
Exons: 1
Coding region: 1-1206 (401 amino acids)
Molecular function (GO): protein binding
Source: RefSeq, a predicted model, not a curated record